AUGCAAAAAAAAAAUAAUUUGAGUUACCCAAAAAUUUGUGACAAGUAUGAAAAAGCCGGAGAUGAUUGGCUACAAUCAUUUUUAUCACGUCACACUGACAUUACGCUCAGGACUACAGAGGCAACAUCGGUUGCGAGAGCAAAAGGAUUCAAUAGACAUGAUGUCAGACGUUUCUAUGAAAAUCUUGAAUCUUUGAUUGAUAAACACAAUAUUGAUGCAUCUAGAUUUUAUAAUAUGGACGAAACCGGUAUUUCGACGACAUCAAACAAACCCCCUAGAGUACUAUCAAUAAAAGGAAAGAAACAGGUGGGCAUAAUUGCAAGUGCGGAGCGAGGUCAAUUAACGACUGUCAUCGGGUGUUGUAAUGCCGCUGGAUCAUUUCUACCACCCUUCCUGAUUUUCGCCAGAAAGAAGAUGCAACCCAGACUUCUUGACGGUGCGCCUCCCGGGACUCAAGGUACUUGCACGCCAAGUGGUUGGACUUCAGGUGAGGUAUUUCUUGAUUGGAUGCAUUUCUUCGUAGAAUAUGUACGACCUAGCGCCGACAAAACUCUUGGACAACCAUGA
Messenger RNA from Parnassius apollo (apollo), 567 nucleotides. The record is from the annotation of a GenBank genome assembly. Lineage: Eukaryota; Metazoa; Arthropoda; Insecta; Lepidoptera; Papilionidae.